UCCUGGCCCCUCCCCUCCCCGCGCGGAGCUCAAGCCUCUUCUGUGGUGUCUCUCGCAGCCUUCCCACCAAGCAGUCUCCCGACCGUCCACCCUACUGGAAUCCCCCUUCUCCCCUCCAACAUGGCUACGGUGGUCACCUCGACCCGCUUCACGGAUGAAUACCAGCUCUACGAGGAACUCGGGAAAGGCGCCUUCUCGGUGGUGAGGCGCUGCGUGAAGAAGUCCACGGGCCAGGAGUACGCCGCCAAAAUCAUCAACACCAAAAAGCUGUCGGCCAGAGAUCACCAGAAAUUGGAGCGAGAGGCGAGAAUCUGUCGUCUGCUCAAACAUCCAAACAUAGUUCGACUUCAUGACAGCAUUUCAGAGGAGGGCUUCCAUUACCUCAUUUUUGACCUGGUGACUGGCGGGGAGCUCUUUGAGGACAUUGUCGCCAGAGAGUAUUACAGCGAGGCAGACGCCAGCCACUGCAUCAAUCAGAUCCUCGAGAGCGUGAGCCACAUCCACCAGCAUGACAUCGUGCACAGGGACCUGAAGCCAGAGAACCUUCUCCUAGCCAGUAAGAUGAAGGGAGCAGCAGUCAAGCUGGCUGACUUUGGCCUGGCCAUUGAAGUGCAGGGGGACCAGCAGGCCUGGUUCGGCUUUGCAGGAACUCCAGGGUAUUUGUCACCAGAGGUGCUGAGGAAGGACCCGUACGGCAAGCCAGUGGAUAUCUGGGCAUGCGGCGUGAUCCUGUACAUCCUGCUAGUGGGCUACCCUCCCUUCUGGGACGAGGACCAGCACAAACUGUACCAGCAGAUCAAGGCUGGAGCGUAUGACUUCCCAUCUCCAGAGUGGGACACGGUGACCCCCGAGGCCAAGAAUCUGAUCAAUCAGAUGCUAACCAUUAAUCCUGCCAAAAGGAUCACAGCCGACCAGGCUCUUAAGCAUCCCUGGGUCUGUCAACGUUCCACCGUGGCCUCCAUGAUGCACCGCCAAGAGACGGUGGAGUGCCUGCGCAAGUUCAACGCCAGGAGGAAACUGAAGGGAGCCAUUCUCACCACGAUGCUCGUGUCCAGAAAUUUCACUGUGGGACGGCAGCACACCAGUCCCGCCGCCACAACCAGCACUGCCGCCAUGGCGCAGGAAGCUUGCAAAACCUUAUUAAACAAAAAGUCGGACGGCGUGAAGAAAAGGAAGUCCAGCUCGAGUGUUUGUUUGAUGGAUUCGCAGACCACUGUCGUGCACAACCCAACCGAGGGUACCAAGGGCUCAACGGAGAGUUGCAACAAUGCCGAAGAGGAGGAGAUGAAAGGGCGCAAACAAGAGAUCAUCAAGAUGACCGAGCAGCUGAUUGAAGCCAUCAACAAUGGCGACUUUGAGGCCUACACGAGACUCUGUGAUCCAGGCCUGACCUCCUUUGAGCCGGAAGCUCUGGGGAAUCUGGUGGAAGGCAUGGACUUCCACAAGUUCUACUUUGACAACUUAUUGAGUAAGAACAACAAGCCGGUGCACACCACCAUCCUGAACCCUCACGUGCAUAUGAUGGGCGAUGAUGCGGCGUGCAUCGCCUACAUCCGCCUGACGCAAUACAUGGACGCGCAAGGCCGCCCGCGCUCCUGCCAGUCGGAAGAGACGCGCGUGUGGCAGCGCCGCGACGCCAAGUGGCUCAACGUCCACUUCCACUGCUCGGGAGCUCCCGCCGCGCCGCUGCAGUGAACGCCACGCGUGCUCGUCUUCAACUCUUCAAGCUGUUUGGUGGAGCGUCGACUCUGCCGUGCCUGCGAGCAUCUUGGCCUGGAACGAGGGUAACAACAUACAAGCUGAGGGGGGGCACAACACAACAGUGGUGACAAUGUCAAAAGAGGGAAUAGACAAACACAAAAACAACAAAGCCACUUAUUAAAAACAACAACAAAAAACUAAUUAGCUUGACUGAAAGAACAGGAGGCCCACUAACGGACCGGUGCAGUUCCUCCACGUGGAUGGUGCAUGUUUGCCAAGGGUGCGCGGGUUCAAUGCCGCCGCCCCGCCCCUGUCGUCUUGUCUGCUUGCACACACACACACGCACACAUAAACAAACAUACAAACACAAGGCGAAUUGUGAGGCACUAAUGAGAAAUUAGCAUAAACGUCCGAUUUUGGACUUUGUUUAGUCACGUUACUUAAAGGGACCAUCAUUUUUUAUUAUGAUUAUUUUCUACUCUUAUCGGUGUUUUUUAUGUAUUUUAACAUACUUUGGGGAGUUUUUAUUUAAUGUGUGAAUUGAUAUGAUGUAUCGAUAUGCAAGACGUUUAGUGUGUGUGUGCAUGGGAAGCCGUUUGAGCGUUUAUUUUAUACUUGAGUUUCACGUUAAGCUCGAGUAUGCUCUUUGUUUUCACUUGUAAGGCAAUUCAGCACACAAGUAGAAUGACUGUGACUCGUCAAAAUAUUUCCAACUACUCGUGCUUUGUCCUCACUAGUCAGACAGUUCUGCGCACUAGUACAACGGUCUCACUUUUUUUUCGCACAGAAAUGUCAUCGGGUGGGGAAUAAAACUUCACCUGGACAGUCUUUCUACAAAGAACCAGUGUGCUGUAUUUCAAGCCAUUUGAUUAUUUAUUUGACAUCCUUGACAUCUGCUUUAGCAUUCGCGCACUAUUACGCUUGUUAUCUUGACUAGGAAGACAAUUCAACGCACUCGUAAAAUGACAAGAACACACUAGAAGAAAAACUUUUUUUUUUUAAAUCACUGCUUGUACCACUUUUAGCCUACCGGCAUUCAAUUAAACCUUACUAUUAAACUACAGUGUUGCACAAGUGACAAUUUUGUCCCAACUAGUAGGCAUGCGCACACGCACGAGCUCAGACAACAAGUAGUUUCGCCUCACUAGUAAGUUACAUGUGGUUGUCCUACUCGUAACAAAGUUGUCCGACCUAGUGUGCGAAAAGACUUGUCUAUAUGGAAAGCUGCAUUUAUUCAAUAUCCUUGAUGUCCACCUCAAGGUCCAUGUACUAGUACAACAUGCGUCCUCGCUCGUAUGACAGAUCAUCAAGUAGGAUUUUUACCAUGUGUUGUAAUUUAUAUUUAUGACGUUUCUGUUUUUUUUUUAAAUGCACCUGUUGCUGAAUCGAAUUUAUAUAGUAUUAUUAUUAUUACAGUGCAUAUUAUCACCAUUAUGAAAAUCUAAUGUGGUUGAGAAAAAACGAGAGCUGAUUCAGAACUGGAGCACAAAAAAAAAAUCCUGAUGAAAAGUUCUCCGGUUGAAAAAGUAAGUUACAAAAAAAAUUGUUAAUUAUUUUGAAAGGCCUAAUAUCCACCGGUAAAUCGCGCUGGCAAAUUUCGUGUUCGUCACACUUUUUAGCAUGCGUAGAUUGCGUACACGUACUGUUAGCGUCCUUGACUCCGCUAGUAGCACCAUAAUGCCGCUUUGGCUCGCUCAUAACAAAUAUUUCCCCACUGGAAUGCCAAUGUUGCCCUACUUGGGUGCAGAAAUGUCAUAAAGGUUUUUUGGGGGGGAAGGGGGGUGUGACAAGACAGAGUCGUUCGAAUAGCGCAUUGAAGUGUCUUGCUAAUGAGUGACAAUGUGUGCACUAGUACAUGGACCUUAAGGUGGUUAUCAAGGAGAUGGAAUACAUGCUCUAAAAUAUUCUCCAUGUACAUUUGCGUCAGCAUGAUUCCACGUCACGCCAGGACUGUUUCUCCGACUGUUGUUCCCCUUACUCCCUCGUCUUCAUCGUGAUGAUAAAUGAUGAUGUCACCCCCCACAUCUCGUGUUUCUUGUCCAUCGCGACUUGCCGUACUUGUGUGUUUCGCUUCUACAAGCAUGUUUGUGGAUUGUCGGCUGAAACACGAGGCAAAGAACAAACAAAAAAAAAACAACUGAGAAUAAAAUGUAAAAAAAUAAAAAUUCAAGGCAUGAUGGGAGGAAUCGUCCUUAAAGGAGCUUUUGUCUUUGCUUUAGUUUUUUUCUGGCUGAAGGCAAUCGACCGGCAGGUCCUUUCUUUGUUGUAAAUGUACUUGUUGUUCAGUGUUUUGGAUGUUUUUUCAAAGUCAGAACUGGAAAAAGGGUUUAAAUGUAUGAAACUGCUGCAAGCCUUUGCUACUGUCACACACGUACAAGAAGUCACAUGAGCACAUGCAAUCCAACGUCGUCCCUUUAAGAGGAAACAGUGCAAACGUUUUUUUGCACCAUCAUAUCGUGGUCCAAUAUCAUGUCUCAAGAAUUGUGACACCAUUAGGCACAACAUUUUGUUUUUAUGAUAGGUCAUCAUCAGAUCUUUGAUUUUUUUUCCCCUGAAUAUUAUCUGAAAUCACCUCUGAACCACGAAAAAUUACCUUUAUUAGGUUUUUUGGGUUUUUUUGGCGGGUAGUUUCUUCACCUUUUAUCUUUAUUUUUGUAGUAUGUUUUUUCUGUUCUUUUUUUCACCUUUAGAAUAAAACUGUUUUUUUAAUAAAAUAAUUUUGUUUAAUAGUUUUAUUCAUUUCAGUUUCCCCCUAUUUUUGUAUUUUCCAUAAAUUAUGUUGAAAUCAGUGUGAAAAAAAUCUCAAUCAGACAAAAAUGUGGUAUAUUUUGAAAUUUUUUUCAUUUUUUAAAAUUAGUUUUCCCUCGCUAACAUUAUGUUUUUGUCGUUAAUCUUUUUUUUCAUUUUUGUGUUACAUUAUUUAGAUUUUUCAUACAUACUGAGAUUAAAUGUUUUUUUCUUUUUAUGUAAUUAUUCAUUUCUUUUUAAUUCCUCCCAUUAUUGUUUUUUUAAGCAUUUUGAUUUAAUUUCUCCAUGAUAAUUUUAACACCAGGUCAACGUUGUGCACUGCACCUGUCACUUUUUUUUUUAAUGAUUUGGGAGUGUUGUCCCAUCCAUGAUGUCACUCCAGCUUCUGAGCUUCCAUUUGUUUUCCACCUGACAGACAAGACAGGGUAUGGAUCUACUUUUGAAUCUGUGUUGUACAUAAUGUCAUGUGACCAAAUAGAAAGUGAUUGCACCAACUACCUAAACUUUAAACACGUUCAUCCACUGUGCAGCUUUUGCUUUAUCUAAAUAUUUACUGUUUGCAGAGGAAAAACAUGUGUGACACUUAUUGUCCAAGCCACAGCAACCGUACAUAAAUAUGAAAAUAUAUGCAGUUUUACACGAUGAUGAUGAUGAAGAUGAAAUAUGCAUGUGUACUUUCUAGUCAUUUUUCACCUUUAACUGGAUGGACAAUUGAGAAUUACUCAUGUCACAGAGUAGAAGAAAGCCUUAUUAGCUUUUUGGCGAGAGUGUGUUGUAAAAAAAAAAAAGAAAGAAAGAAUAACAUGAUAAAGUCGGAUGCCAGGUUUGUUUUUGCAUGGGCAUAAAAUUAAAUCAUGACAGUGGUACAUUUUCAAAGCUGUUUGUGUGGAUGGUUGUUCUUCAUAGCUUGGUUAUUACUGGAAUAUUGAAGUGUAUUUAAUAAAUAAAUUGGAAAAAGCA
Messenger RNA from Hippocampus zosterae (dwarf seahorse), 5409 nucleotides. It is a transcript of the gene camk2g2, whose product is annotated as calcium/calmodulin-dependent protein kinase (CaM kinase) II gamma 2. The transcript is spliced from 21 exons. The record is from RefSeq and is a predicted model, not a curated record. Gene Ontology annotation, biological process: protein phosphorylation. The coding region runs from base 121 to 1695 and encodes 524 amino acids. Gene Ontology annotation, cellular component: neuron projection; cytoplasm. Lineage: Eukaryota; Metazoa; Chordata; Actinopteri; Syngnathiformes; Syngnathidae. Gene Ontology annotation, molecular function: calcium/calmodulin-dependent protein kinase activity; calmodulin binding; ATP binding.